CGAGCGGGAGGAGCCUGCCUGGGGCCGGGCUCUUGCACCCAUGCGCUCCCGCUGAAUGGGAGAGCGCCUGCCCGCCGCCUCGUCCACGCCGCCCGCGCGAGCAUCCCCGGCUUCCCGCGCCAGGCCCGGAGCGCUCGGGGGGGAUCCCCGCUUCUCGCCCGCGAGCGCCUUCAGUUCAUUUUGGCAGUGGAUCACAACUCAGAUAACAAGGAUCACUGGAGUGGUGCAGACCUACUUUGGAGGCAUCAUGAGUGGCCAGCCGCCCUCAGAGGACAAGCUGCUGGAGCUGAACGUACAUUCCCAUUUCAUCAUCGGCUCUGUUUCGGAGGAUAACUCUGAGGAUGAGACAGGCUCCUUGGUGAAAAUUGACCUGUUGGAAGACAAAGACCAAUCCAUCUCACCGGUCUCUAUCAGUUUGGACUCUCUUUCAGACCUGGGUUCCUCUACUGCUCAGGAGGCUCUUCAUAUGAGACCAAGCAUGUCCGGCCUCCAUCUCAUGAAACAAGGCAGAGAUAGGAAGAAGGUGGAUCUUCAGAGGGAUUUCACAGUUGCGUCUCCAGCAGAGUUUGUCACCCGUUUUGGAGGGAACAAAGUUAUUGAGAAGGUUCUCAUUGCCAACAACGGGAUAGCGGCAGUAAAAUGCAUGAGGUCCAUCCGACGCUGGUCCUACGAGAUGUUCCGGAACGAACGAGCCAUUCGGUUCGUGGUUAUGGUGACGCCUGAAGACUUGAAAGCCAACGCAGAAUAUAUUAAAAUGGCUGAUCAUUACGUCCCAGUGCCUGGAGGUCCAAAUAACAAUAACUAUGCAAAUGUGGAGCUGAUACUGGAGAUUGCAAAAAGAAUUCCAGUGCAGGCAGUGUGGGCAGGCUGGGGCCAUGCCUCGGAGAACCCCAAACUUCCAGAACUGCUCCACAAAAAUGGAAUUGCUUUCAUGGGUCCCCCAAGCCAAGCAAUGUGGGCACUAGGAGAUAAAAUUGCCUCUUCUAUAGUGGCACAAACUGCGGGCAUCCCUACCCUUCCGUGGAGUGGCAGUGGUCUCCAAGUGGAUUGGCAAGAAAAUGACUUUCAAAAGCGGAUCUUGAAUGUUCCCCGGGAGCUGUAUGAGAAGGGCUGUGUGACAGAUGUGGAUCAUGGGCUGCGGGCUGCUGAAGUUAUUGGUUACCCUGUCAUGAUCAAAGCCUCAGAAGGAGGGGGAGGAAAAGGAAUCAGGAAAGUAAACAAUGCCGAUGAUUUCCCCAACCUCUUCAGACAGGUACAAGCUGAGGUGCCCGGAUCGCCUAUCUUUGUGAUGCGUCUUGCCAAGCAAUCCCGCCACCUUGAGGUCCAGAUCCUUGCAGACCAGUACGGCAACGCCAUCUCCCUCUUUGGCCGAGAUUGUUCUGUGCAGCGCCGGCAUCAGAAGAUAAUUGAGGAAGCGCCGGCAUCUAUUGCAACGUUGGCUGUCUUUGAACACAUGGAACAGUGUGCAGUGAAACUGGCCAAGAUGGUGGGCUACGUCAGUGCUGGGACAGUGGAGUACCUUUACAGCCAGGACGGGAGCUUUUACUUUCUGGAGCUAAACCCUCGGCUGCAGGUCGAGCAUCCUUGUACAGAAAUGGUGGCUGAUGUGAACCUGCCUUCUGCUCAGCUCCAGAUUGCCAUGGGAAUUCCCCUCCACAGGAUCAAAGAUAUCCGGGUCAUGUAUGGGGCUUCCCCCUGGGGGGACACCCCUAUUGACUUUGACAACUCAGCCCAUGUGCCUUGCCCGCGGGGUCAUGUGAUUGCAGCCCGUAUCACCAGUGAGAACCCUGAUGAGGGAUUUAAACCCAGUUCUGGAACCGUCCAAGAACUGAAUUUUCGCAGUAAUAAGAACGUCUGGGGUUAUUUCAGUGUCGCUGCUGCAGGAGGACUUCACGAGUUCGCUGACUCUCAGUUUGGCCACUGUUUCUCGUGGGGAGAAAAUCGUGAAGAAGCCAUCUCAAACAUGGUUGUUGCUCUGAAGGAGCUGUCCAUUCGAGGGGACUUCAGAACCACGGUGGAGUACCUGAUUAAGCUGCUUGAAACAGAAAGCUUUCAGCAGAACUGCAUUGACACUGGUUGGCUGGACCGGCUCAUUGCAGAGAAAGUGCAGGCAGAGCGGCCAGACACCAUGCUGGGGGUGGUGUGCGGAGCUCUCCAUGUGGCUGAUGUGAACCUUCGGAAUAGCAUCUCCAACUUCCUCCAUUCCCUGGAAAGGGGCCAGGUCUUGCCUGCUCAUACUUUGUUGAACACGGUGGAUGUGGAGCUCAUCUACGAAGGGAAGAAAUAUGUACUAAAGGUAGCUCGGCAGUCUCCAAAUUCCUACGUUGUCAUCAUGCAUGGCUCCUGUGUGGAGGUUGACGUUCACCGGCUAAGUGAUGGAGGUCUCCUUUUGUCCUAUGAUGGGAGCAGUUACACCACCUACAUGAAAGAAGAAGUGGACAGGUAUCGCAUCACCAUUGGCAAUAAAACCUGUGUAUUUGAGAAGGAAAAUGACCCGUCGAUUCUGCGCUCACCAUCAGCGGGGAAACUCAUCCAGUAUGUGGUGGAAGAUGGUGGACAUGUCUUUUCUGGGCAAUGUUUUGGUGAAAUUGAGGUGAUGAAGAUGGUAAUGACGCUCACAGCGGCAGAAUCGGGCUGCAUCCAUUAUGUGAAGCGCCCUGGGGCAGCCCUCGAGCCUGGGUGUGUAAUUGCUAAACUGCAGCUGGAUGACCCAAGCCGAGUUCAACAGGCUGAACUCCAUACGGGAACCUUGCCCCAGAUUCAGAGCACGGCACUCCGGGGUGAGAAGCUCCACCGGAUCUUCCAUUAUGUCUUUGACAACCUGCUCAACGUGAUGAAUGGGUACUGCCUUCCAGAGCCCUUUUUCACCAGCAAGGUGAAGAACUGGGUUGAACGGUUAAUGAAGACUCUCCGGGAUCCAUCCUUGCCUCUCUUGGAGCUUCAGGAUAUCAUGACCAGUGUCUCUGGGCGGAUCCCCCCCAAUGUGGAAAAAUCCAUCAAAAAGGAAAUGGCACAGUAUGCGAGUAACAUCACAUCUGUCCUUUGCCAGUUUCCCAGCCAGCAGAUUGCCAAUAUCCUGGACAGUCAUGCAGCCACCUUAAACCGCAAAUCGGAGCGUGAGGUUUUUUUCAUGAACACUCAGAGCAUUGUGCAGCUGGUUCAAAGAUACCGAAGCGGCAUCCGAGGGCACAUGAAGGCAGUGGUGAUGGAUUUGCUCCGGCAGUACCUAAAGGUGGAAACCCAGUUCCAACACGGUCACUAUGAUAAGUGUGUCUUUGCUCUUCGAGAGGAAAACAAAAGUGACAUGAACGCUGUCCUCAACUACAUCUUUUCCCAUGCCCAGGCCACCAAGAAGAACCUGCUUGUGACGAUGCUUAUUGACCAGCUGUGUGGCCGAGACCCAACGUUGACAGAUGAGCUGAUUAACAUUCUGACGGAGCUGACCCAGUUGAGUAAGACCACCAAUGCCAGAGUGGCCCUGCGAGCCCGCCAGGUGCUCAUCGCUUCCCACCUGCCCUCCUACGAACUCCGCCACAAUCAAGUGGAAUCCAUCUUCCUUUCAGCCAUUGACAUGUAUGGGCACCAGUUCUGCAUCGAGAAUCUGCAGAAACUCAUCCUUUCCGAGACCUCUAUCUUUGAUGUGCUCCCGAACUUCUUCUAUCACAGCAACCAAGUGGUGCGGAUGGCAGCUUUGGAGGUGUAUGUUCGAAGGGCGUACAUUGCCUAUGAGCUGAACAGCGUCCAACAUCGUCAACUGAAAGACAACACCUGUGUGGUGGAAUUCCAGUUUAUGCUCCCUACUUCACAUCCAAACAGAGGGAACAUUCCCACGCUCAACAGAAUGUCCUUCUCGUCCAACCUUAACCACUACGGGAUGGUCCACGUAGCCAGUGUGAGUGACGUUCUCCUGGACAACUCUUUCACCCCACCGUGCCAGCGCAUGGGAGGCAUGGUUUCCUUUCGGACCUUUGAAGACUUUGUCCGACUUUUUGACGAGAUUAUGGGGUGCUUUUGCGACUCUCCUCCUCAAAGCCCCACCUUCCCAGAAUCAGGACAUCCAUCCCUGUAUGAUGAAGACAAGAGCCCUAAGGAUGAGCCUAUCCAUAUCCUGAACGUCGCCAUUAAGACUGAUUGUGACAUAGACGACGAAGGUCUCGCUGCCAUGUUCAGGGAAUUCACGCAGAGCAAGAAAUCGAUCCUGAUUGACCACGGAAUUCGACGGCUAACUUUUCUGGUGGCCCAAAAGGAUUUCAGAAAACAAAUCAACUAUGAGGUGGACCAAAGAUUUCAUAGGGAAUUCCCCAAAUUCUUUACAUUCCGUGCCAGGGAUAAGUUUGAAGAGGACAGAAUCUACCGCCACUUGGAGCCGGCCUUGGCAUUCCAGCUGGAGCUUAACCGAAUGCGCAACUUUGACCUCACCGCCAUCCCAUGUGCCAAUCACAAAAUGCACCUCUACCUGGGGGCAGCGAAAGUCGAGGCAGGAGCUGAGGUUACCGACUACCGAUUCUUUGUACGGGCGAUCAUCCGCCAUUCGGACUUGGUGACCAAGGAAGCGUCGUUCGAAUACCUGCAGAACGAGGGAGAGCGCUUGCUUCUGGAGGCCAUGGAUGAGCUGGAGGUGGCUUUCAACAACACAAAUGUGCGCACCGACUGCAACCACAUCUUCCUCAACUUCGUCCCUACAGUUAUUAUGGACCCAUCAAAGAUCGAGGAGUCUGUUCGGAGCAUGGUUAUGCGCUACGGCAGCCGUCUGUGGAAGCUGCGAGUCCUGCAGGCUGAGCUGAAGAUUAACAUUCAGCUCACACCCAGCGGCAAGGCUAUCCCAAUCCGGCUGUUCUUGACCAACGAAUCUGGCUAUUACCUCGACAUAAGCCUGUAUAAAGAAGUGACUGACUCCAGGACCGCUCAAAUUAUGUUCCAGGCUUAUGGUGAUAAGCAAGGGCCUCUACAUGGAAUGCUCAUCAAUACUCCGUAUGUGACAAAGGACUUACUCCAGUCCAAGAGAUUCCAGGCCCAGUCACUGGGGACAACAUAUGUAUAUGAUAUUCCUGAAAUGUUUCGGCAGGCUCUGAUCAAAUUAUGGGACUUUAUGAAAGAGUUUGCGAUUCUCCCUGCUCCUCCCCUGCCUUCCGACAUGCUGACCUAUACAGAGCUGGUAUUGGAUGACCAAGGACAGUUGGUACAGAUGAACAGGCUUCCAGGAGAAAAUGGGAUUGGAAUGGUGGCUUGGCGCAUGACUCUCAAGACUCCUGAAUAUCCAGAUGGCCGAGACGUCAUCGUCAUUAGCAAUGAUAUCACGUAUCGGAUCGGGUCCUUCGGCCCCCAAGAAGACUUGCUAUUUCUCAGAGCAUCAGAGCUGGCUCGGGUGCAGGGUAUCCCCAGGAUUUAUGUCGCUGCCAACAGCGGUGCCAGGAUUGGCUUGGCUGAAGAGAUCCGUCACAUGUUCCACGUCGCGUGGGAAGACCCAGCCGACCCCUAUAAGGGAUUCAAGUACCUGUACCUAACACCUCAAGAUUAUAAGAAAGUCAGUGCCUUGAACUCGGUACAUUGUGAGCAUGUGGGGGAUGAAGGAGAAUCAAGGUAUAAAAUUACAGAUAUUAUUGGGAAAGAGGAUGGCCUGGGGACCGAGAACCUGCGGGGAUCUGGCAUGAUUGCUGGGGAAUCAUCCCUUGCUUAUGAAGAGAUCAUCACAAUUAACCUGGUGACCUGUCGUGCCAUUGGAAUCGGGGCUUACGUUGUCCGGCUGGGACAAAGGACAAUCCAGGUGGAAAAUUCACACAUCAUCUUGACCGGAGCUGGAGCACUCAACAAAGUGCUUGGAAGAGAGGUGUACACUUCUAAUAACCAGCUCGGUGGCAUCCAGAUCAUGCAUAAUAACGGAGUGACCCACAGCACUGUAUGUGAUGACUUCGAAGGGGUCUAUACCGUUCUGCAAUGGCUCUCUUACAUGCCAAAGAACGUAUUCAGUCCAGUUCCGAUGCUCACUGUGAAGGACCCAAUAGACAGAACAAUUGAAUUUCUUCCCACCAAGACCCCCUAUGACCCUCGUUGGAUGCUUGCUGGAAGACCUCACCCAACUCAAAAGGGCCAAUGGCUAAGUGGUUUCUUCGAUUACGGCUCUUUUUUGGAGAUCAUGCAGCCCUGGGCUCAGACUGUUAUAGUUGGCAGAGCCAGGCUGGGUGGGAUACCACUUGGAGUGGUUGCUGUUGAAACUAGGACAGUGGAACUGAGCAUUCCUGCAGAUCCCGCAAAUCUAGACUCAGAAGCCAAGAUUAUCCAGCAAGCUGGCCAAGUAUGGUUUCCUGAUUCUGCCUUCAAAACCGCAGAAGCAAUCAAGGAUUUUAACCGGGAAGGACUUCCACUGAUCGUCUUUGCCAACUGGAGAGGUUUCUCAGGUGGCAUGAAAGAUAUGUAUGACCAGGUGCUAAAGUUUGGGGCCUAUAUUGUGGAUGGUCUGCGAGAAUAUAAGCAGCCAGUCCUUGUUUAUAUCCCACCCCAAGCAGAACUCAGAGGAGGGUCCUGGGUUGUGAUCGACCCCACCAUUAAUCCUCGACAUAUGGAAUUGUAUGCCGACCGGGACAGCAGAGGAGGUGUUUUGGAACCUGAAGGGACUGUGGAAAUCAAAUUCCGGAAGAAAGACUUAGUGAAAACUAUGAGGCGUGUGGACCCCAUCUAUAUGGGAUUGGCGGAGCGACUUGGCACCCCGGAGUUAAACCCGGCUGAGCGGAAGGAACUGGAGGCCAAGCUGAAGGAACGGGAGGAAUUCCUAAUUCCCAUUUACCAUCAGGUAGCUGUACAGUUUGCUGACUUGCAUGACACGCCCGGCCGAAUGCAGGAGAAGGGUGUCAUUACAGAUGUCCUGGAAUGGAAGACGUCCCGUUCGUUCUUCUACUGGAGAAUUCGGCGCCUUCUUCUGGAGGACUUGGUCAAGAAGAAGAUCCAUGCUGCAAAUCCUGAACUGACUGACGGCCAGAUCCAGGCCAUGCUGAGACGCUGGUUUGUGGAAGUUGAAGGCACAGUUAAGGCCUACUUGUGGGACAGCAACAAAGACCUGGCGGAGUGGCUUGAGAAACAGCUGGCCGAGGAAGAAGGGGUCCGCUCGGUGGUUGACGAGAACAUCAAAUACAUUUCCAGGGACUACAUACUCAAACAGAUACGAAGCUUGGUCCAGGCCAAUCCAGAGAUAGCCAUGGAUUCCAUCGUCCACAUGACCCAGCACAUAUCGCCGACCCAGCGUGCCGAGAUCGUGCGCAUCCUCUCCACAAUGGACUCCCCCGCCUCCACGUAAGAGGAUGCCCCAAUCGCAGCGGGAAAGAAGAGGCUGCUUGCUGCUCUCAACCUCACAACUUGGACCUGCCAAGAAAUGCUGGAAAUUGACUUUUUAAUUUUUUUUAAAAAUCAGACUUCAGUGGAAGACUCUUGGAAUGCAGGCUCCCCCUAAAAUAAUUUAUGGGUGUCACAUAAUUGUACCUAUUUAACAGUGAGUGGACCAAUAUUGUAACUAGUGGUUGUUUGUACAGCACUUAUUCAGAGAUUAUGAACGGUACUGUUGUACCAUGAGGUCGUACAACAGAAGGCGGGGAGAGAUGAGGGGCCGAUGUCCAUUUUUGGCCAGUUGUCUGUUACUUAACAAAUUCCCCCCCCCCCCCCCGCAAACCCAAGAUGCCCCAUGUUUGCCAACAGUCGUGGUAAACGAGAGCCACGCUGCUGCUGCUUAGGCACCUUGCUUAAAUCUCCCCCGUUUUUCACAGGGCCCUUCAUGCUCGUCCUGCAGGAGGCGGGCAGCAAAAGGAAAAGAUUCCCACCCGCUUGAAGGGGCCUAGCGCAAUCACCAAUUCUGUGCCUACAGGGAGGCCAUUGGACUGCAGGCAGCUCAUCCCGUGAUCAGGAAAGCGCCUCCCUCCGCCUCAAGGCAGGGAAGGGCCCCUUCUGCCGCUCCAAAACACUGUUCAGCAGCAGCGCCUCCCUCCUCCCUGGACGCCUCCUCCCAGUCCAGGCUCCCUCUGCCCAUGUUUGUCCGCAGAGCAGCCGGUGGGCACCCAAGCGGCAGCAUAACGUCGGAGUCUUGGGUCCUGAAAACCGUGGGCAUCGCCAGUCCUUGGGGGUUAAACAAAUCUAUCGAGCAGUGCCACGUAUUCCAGGGCACGCCGGACCAAACCCAACCUGUGAGUGCCUCUCCCCCUCCUCAGGUCCACAGCAUUGGUUGCUUGGGGGGGGGGGCAAGUUAGUGCUACAGAACAACAAUAAGCCAACAAGCCUUUGGCUUGCCAGCACCCCCUCCCCACCCCACCGAUUUCUUCCUCAUGCUUUGGUCUAGGAAAGAAACUUUACUUCAGCGUAGGCAUCUGCCCAAAUGAAAAUGGCCUUAAUUCAAUUUGGAAAGUGGCCAAUGAAAGAAAUCCCUCCUCCAGACAGGAAGAGGGGACGAGCUGGAGGCAGCGGCUGGCUCGUCUUUAUGGCGGGGGGGAGAUCAGCAAAAGAGGCUCCGGAUGGCUCAGAGGGCAGGUGUGUUUUUUACAGACGUGCAGGCCUGGAGGAGUAGUGCUGAGUAAAACCUGCAAGGGUGGGAUCUCGGGGCUGUGAUAGGAAUUGGGGGGCACGGGCAUGUGCCUUGCUGUUUGGAGAAAGUGUCUGCCUCAGGUUCGUGAACGAGAUUUGGGAGCCCAUUUUCAAAACCCGCUGCCCAGCUGGUCAGCGUUUCCUUUCUCCUUGCAGACACACCAUGCCCAUAUAAUGCACCUGUGAGACCCUUCGGCUGUAUGUAUAGCGGAAUGUGCAGCUGAUCCAAGAGGGGAGGGGGAGCAGCAAUAAAAACACCAGACACUUUAAUUUUCCUUCUAAACCAAGAACCCAAUUUCCCUGCUUAAAAAACAGCAAUUUGGAAUUAAUGCUGUUGGUUUUUCAUACAUUGCAAAGCACUAAAAUUCAUCCUGCUCAAGCAUAAUACAAAAAUAGGGGGGGGGGAUCUAAUUCAGGGUCUGGGUUGGGGGGGCCCUUAUAUCACAGGAUAACUAGCCAAGCUUCACUAAAAAUCAAGAUCGAGAAACUACUCCCCAUGUGCGUUUUUUCUAAACCUGGAAAGUGCCAAGCGUGUGAAGUGAGACCCUCUUCCGCUACGGCUCAGGGACCACAGCCUCCCCCAACUUCCAGAUGCGCUGCAGUCCAACCCCAGACCGCCCAGAAACUACGGCCCAAGAUGGCUGGCCGAGAACCACAAGGACUGACAUCCUGCACAUCUGGAGGGCUGCAGCAACUUGGAGCAGGCUGCAGCAUCCAAAGCAACUGGCUCGAAGGGUGAUCGAUGUUCUUCAGCAACGCACCUAUUUUGCAAUAAAGUGAUGCCAUUCGACCUGGUUCAUCCUCAAAACUAUUCCAAAAGCAGCUGCAGCUGCGAAGGCGUCUCAAGGCUCACUUGUGGGACCUCGGGGGUGGUCGUGAUGGGCUUCAAUCUCCGGCAGAUCCUUCCUCCAGGGUUCAGUUCAGUGCCUUUCUUUUUUGAAACCCUCUCCCGUUAUUUCUUCAUGAAAUAAAAUGUCAAACGUCCGUCAAACCUCUCUUGACACGGCGAGAGAGAGAGAGAGAGGUUCAGCUUCACUCCAGGGUGACCCAGCUUGCAGAGGGCACAGCGCAUCUGAGAUUUUUUCCAAAUGACACCUGGAACAGCCAGGGAGUCCCAUCGGUCCCACAAACCUUCCAAAAACCGAGUCUAGAUUCCCACAGCCCUCUUUGCGUUUUUUCCCUUCCUUCCCUCAUACCAAACAUAGGCACUGAUGUGUCAUCAAGGGGUUCUUGUUUCCACCAGUUUUGUAACCAAAACUGCAAACUGGCCGUUGCUUUCGACGCCACGCCGACUCUUCCAUGCAGCGCGCCUUGGGGGCUGCAAGAAGAGCCACAGUGAAAAGGUGACCUUCUCAAUACUGUAGCUGGAACUCUAGUCCACUAAAGUUAGGAAGUCAGCAAACCCUCUGACACGGUUGAGGAAGGGAGGAAAAAGGGCAAAGGUCCCUAAAAGAUGCAGCGAUCCUUGUGUCUUUAGCAGAAAUAAACUCGGAUGAACCUCUCUGCUGGAAGUAUCAAGUGGCUUCUGCUUUGGGAGAAUUGGCAGAUCUUGGAGUUGUUUCACUUACCUCAAUUUUCUUUUAAUAAAAGCAACAAUCAGUUUGCGUCUGUA
Molecule: messenger RNA, 10171 nt
Organism: Candoia aspera
Lineage: Eukaryota; Metazoa; Chordata; Lepidosauria; Squamata; Candoiidae
Gene: ACACA
Product: acetyl-CoA carboxylase alpha
Exons: 56
Coding region: 56-7288 (2410 amino acids)
Biological process (GO): fatty acid biosynthetic process
Cellular component (GO): mitochondrion
Molecular function (GO): ATP binding; acetyl-CoA carboxylase activity; metal ion binding
Source: RefSeq, a predicted model, not a curated record